GGUCUCCUCCAUCAAAGAGGUUGACUACCGGUCGGAGAGUGUGAGGAUGGUGUGCACGAUGCGACACGGUAGGACCGCGUUCGAUUGAGCCUGAGGAAACGCUGAAACGAGGAACGCCGCGCUCUGUCUUUUUCUCGGUGUGCCGACAAAUCAAUAAAAAGAAAGCGAUUUGCCGUUUAAUUUGUGUACAGUGCUGGCAGCAAUUUGCGCGGGUGCAACCAUGCUUCGAAGCAAGAUGGCAAUUACGCUGCUCUGCGUUCUGCUGAUCGGGCACCACGUCCAGGCAGUGGUUAACAAAGCGCAAUCCCAAGUGCUUGCUAACAAGGAAGAAGGGAAACUGAAUGAAAUUAAGGCUAACGAAAGGAUAAGCAAUUAUGGUCCACCUGCUGACGACUAUGGACCUCCGAUCGGAUCAAAUAUUAAAGGACCAGCACCGGUUUACGGCCCACCGGAACUAGUAGGUGAUCAAGGGCCAACACCUAUAUAUCCGCCACCACCGCCAGAUAUUCCACCACCUGUCUACGGACCACCAUUAUCUUCAUAUGGACCGCCACGAAUUAUUAAACCGCUUCAUGUUCCACCGAAACAAAGUUUCGGCCCUCCUUUGUCUCCGUUGCCUUCGAAGCUGAGUUUUGGCUCGCUGAAACUUCAUUACGGGCCACCGAAGCAACAUUAUGGACCGCCGUAUUCAUUCGCUUCGUUUAGGCUACCAAAACCUCAAUACGGUCCGCCAUUGAAAUUUACAUCCUCUGUGUCCAAUCAAUACAUAGCCGUGGGAUCCUCGAGUCUUGGACCAACGAAACCGGCACACGGACCUGCCAUUCCCGUAUCUCUCGAUACCUAUAGCGUGCCUCCGCAAAAACUUGCUGUUCAAUUUACUUCUCAACCGAAUGACAACUACGGACCACCUCCUCCACCAUCGCUUUCGCUGGUGCCCGAAGCACAGUACGGACCACCUGCUGGUGAUCUGUACAGGCCACCUCCACCGAUUCCUCCACCAGGAGUGCCAGCACCACCUACACCGCCCGAUAUAAAAUACGACGGCUGGCAACCCAUUGCUGGAUUGGCCAAUCAACAUGGACAGCCUGCGAACACUUACGGACCUCCAUCCGACGAGCACAGGAAUUUGGAUGGCCAUUCCGUGAGUCUGCAUAUUGGACAGUCUACGAGCAACGUUAUCGAGAAUCCAAAUGUACCAAAUGAUUCUUAUGGAGUUCCAAUUCACAAUCCUGAGGCUCAAGACUUGAAGACUUCGGUAAAGUCUAAUUCUAAUGAUAACAAAGGCUUGCCACCGCCACCAUUGCCGGAAUACGAACCAUUCCACAGCGAAAACUCACCAAAGAAGGAACAUCCUCAAACAGGUGUGCAUGGUCAGCUUAAUUUACAAUACGAAGUGCCCAAGGUAGAACCGCUUUCUAUCGUAAAGACCGUUGGAUUCGAGUUGUUACCUACAAAUCCGUCAUUAACUUCGGAUCAUAGUGCAGUAUUGCCCACGUUAAAAUCACCCGUGCUUGAUACCGGAUUCCAUUUGAAUCUCGGCAGUGCAGACUCUCACGCGUUCCAGAAUCUAGGAAAUGAUUUGUCGCUAUCGCAAAUAUCUGUAAACGGCCUCUCCAAUAACUACGGCCCGCCGUUGUCAAGCAUUUCCUUUGGAAAAUUGAAUUCCAUCGAAUCGGGCAUUCCUUUGCCACCACCUCCUGUUCUCGACUCAUACGGCGCCCCUCCUCCUUCAUCCUACUCACCUAAUGGUCCUUAUCCAGCUGCCGAAGCAGGUCGAGCAUCGUCGUUUGCUUCUUUCGCAUUACACGGUAGCUCGCUUUUUAAGCAAAAUUUGCAUUACCAUCGACCCCACGGAUCCUUUAGACAUCCAUUACCCCUUCCAGGUACCCUGAUUCCUCCAAGAAACCGUGAACCGAUUAAGUUCAAAGAAUCCGUUCCUAGCGGACUUUUGACUAACCUUAACCGUUACUUACCACCGCUGAGACACGUUGAGCUAGCCAAAGCGCCAAAAACUUACCUUCCGCCCUUAUCGUUCGAACAGCAGUUACCUGCCCUCCAUGCUCCAGUUGCUUUCAACAAACUACCCAGUGUCAGCUUGAAUUCGCCAAUAGCAGCUCCGAAUGCCCAAUAUGGCACGCCAUUAUCCUUUAGCAACUUUAACACUCCAGCGCCAGUGUUGACGUACGGAGCGCCUAACUUUGGACCCGCUUCUUCCUUCGUCUCCACCUCCACUGGCUUUGGCAACAAUUUAUACGACAGCAUCAGCAACACCAUAACCACCACGUAUGGCACUCCGGUAGUGAAUUUACCGUUGUCGACAGGUGGUGGACACGAUUGCGGUUUCGAUCAGGCGACUGGUACGCAGUACAGCUUUGAGGAUCUCGGAAGCCACGCGUUAAACGUCGGCUCUCACGGCUCAAGUUUCGGGGCCGCUCUUUCCACUGGUCUCAAUCAGAAUUCGCUGUUUAAGGACGGUACCUUGUCAAACGGUUUUAGUGGGUUGGAUAUCACGCAAUCGAUAGGUCAGCUAAGCCUAGAAAACAUAGAGCAACCGAAAACGAACCUGAAGGACAGCUACGGCAGUUCGAUAGGCGUGAGCUACGCCACUUCUGAAAACACGGACAACGUUUUGUCCAGCGACCACAGUCAAUCGGCUGAAGUCACGAACGUACUUUCGGCGCCACCCGCUAUACAAUCUCAAGAGUCGUUCUCCUCUAACGCUCAUUUCCAACAGGAGAACGGCGGGAUAAAAGCUGAAGCGUUAACCGCGAGCUUGAACGAGCAAGGAUACGGCCAUGCAAAGAACUUAGCGUCGAACGAAGUGGACGCUAGUCAAUUUCUGAAUACCCACGAAGGCAGCGAAGCUCUGUCCCUGGCGAAGGGACUGACGGCCAAUGGAGCCGACGGUUUCGAGGUUCAGGGUUCCAAGGGAACGUACACGUUGCAAAUCCAAGCUGCUGAUGGAGGAUUAGGAACGGAGAAUUCGGAUGGUAGUAUCAGGCACGAUCAGGUGCUGUCUAAUGGGCUCUUGCAGGAUAUCCUCGCGGCUAUCGAACAGCCUGAACAAGGGCAGAUACAAGUUCAAGGUCAUCCGGAGGCACAGCAAUUACAGCACGUGUUCAGCGAUUUACCGCAGGCUGGAAACAUCGAAGUUCCUAAAGGACAUUACAUCACGGUGGCAGAGAACAAUCAAAGGAAAGAUUCUGAUGAAUUAGGUGGACAAGCUGGCGACAGGAGCGAAGCCGAAUUUAAUAAAGGAGAGUCCACGAAAAAGGAGGCUGUCGCUCUUUUCUUCAACAAUCAAUACGGUGACUCGAGGAAAGAGAUAAGGUCGGUGGCGAAAAACGAGAACGUGGCAACUGUUCUUUCGAACGAUGGGAAGAACGUUAGCGGGACAAAGUCCUCUUAAAUCAUAUCGUUUGUCUAGGAAAUACCUUCGUUGAUAGAUUCUUUGGUAAUGUAUGGUAAUUUAUGUAACAAACAGACUUUCGUUCUCUUUCGCAUUACCAAGUUAAGCUACGGUACUACGGGACUGAGGCGCAAAAUUUGAAAUCGUUCCGCGUAGAAGUUAUUCAUUAAAGUCAUUAAGUUAAGAACUAUAUUUUUAAUUACAAAAUAUUUAAAUUUUAUAUAUUAUAUAUAAAUAUUAUAGUUAUGAAAUGUCCUAAUGGAUAGAAACGAACUCAAAAUCGCGCUCGCUUUCGAUCGUUUUCACCAGAUUGCAAUCUACAAACGGAUUUGAUUACUCUUUGCACCAUAACGAUUAUCGUUGAUUACUGACACGUGAGAAACAUCUUGAGUUUACAUUCCAUUUUAGAGCAUGCCAGAAUGAAAGGGAAGCCACAAAUGGCCUAACGUUCCGUUAGGAAGCGAAAACAAUGAUCGUUUCUUCAGAAAUAUAUCGAUGACAGGUUGUGAAUCCGAACGGUUUCCUCAAGAAAUUCUCUUUCUUCGGCGAAACGGUAAUCGCGUAACGUCAUCGGCGAAUCUCAUUCUCCUUUCUUUCUUCUCACGCGAACAUACUUCAUGUUCGCGAAGGCAGAUCCUAUCAGAGUUUAAUUGCGACACAAGCAAGCACCGAAAGUCCUCGAGUGUUCCUCCGUUCCUUUCCGAAGAACCAUUCUACUCGCCUUUUCACUCGAAAACUCUUCAGGAGAUGGAGAGGUUUCAUGUGAACGAAAGCAAGUAAAAGUAUCAGAGCGAUCCGUUUCGGGGUCGACGAGCAAUCGUGUCAUGGCCAUUCGCGCGAGCCAACAUAUCUUAGAAUCGACGUUUUUUAAUCGCUCGAUUGACGCACCAGUGUCUAACGCGACAAGAAUUUAGAUCGAUUACAAAUUACACAUUACAGAUUUAGGUCGUUCGAUUACAAAUCGUCGUCGUUUGAGAAAUAAAAGGCGGGAGAUGGCCGUAUCGAGCAACUUUCAUCGUUGACGUUCGGGCACGUGAUCGAACGAGAACGCCAGUCUCUCGCGUACUUCCACAUCUUUAACCUUCACCGAGGUGAAAGUUCAGUACCUCGUCCAACAGCUUCGUGCUAGUGAUACCUACCUUUUGCGAGAAUCUCGUUUCCAGUGAAACGCAUUGCUCGACUCUGCGGGCGUUCAACGAGCGCGAUACACACGGUUUUGCAUACCUUUGUGACAAUAACAGGUAGAUAUGCAUAUAUCUAGUCCGUUGUUUCUCGAUGAGAUACGCUAUACCCAGUUAUACACCGCACUAGAGGGGAUGACUUUUUAGGCGCCUUGGCUUGCUCGGGGUGUGCUAAUCGCAUUGAAAAUAGAAACACCGUUACGUGAUACGCGUCGUGGAACUUUAGCGAGAUCUUGUUAAUUGUAGUACCCUCGCGUUAAUAUUAGAUACUUUUAAUAAAAAAAGACGCUACGUUGGACGCAAUCUUUCAUCAUUUGCAAUGACAAUUAAAUUGUAAUUUAAUUUAUUCACCUACACACACGUAUACGUUAUAUUAUAUUCUGUGCAGAACAGAGAAGAAUAUAAUAUGGAACCCUGUUUUGCUUUUAAGUAAUAUUUCAAAAAUUAGAUUUACUAUUAUUGUCAGAAAUAAAUUUCUGCGCUCCAGUGUAUUCGGAACGUUGGUUUCAGAUGACUAGUAUUAUAGCAUAUAGCGGAUUAAGCGUAUAGAAGCAGAUAAAGCAUAUAGCUUCUCGCUUACGAAUCGAACAAAUGACAUUUCCUUAUGACAAAUAAGAAGAAUUCCACAUUGUCAUUCUUAAAUAUUUUCGACGAUAUUUUUCUCGAGUCUGGUAGUUGAGCUAAGGUUACUAAAUAUUUUGUUUCUUUACUCCUAUAUCAUUAUGUGUAUUUAUAGUUAUGUCAUCGUGCACGAUACUUAAGAUAUUAUUCUCAAUACGAGGUUCUAAUUUACUAACAGGAUUCUAUAUUGCUACUUUUUCCUACAAUAUUUAUAAUAUGUGUAUCGCUUAAUUUAGCAACGUAAUUUCCUUUAAUGGAACAGUUAGAACGCCUUUAUAAGUGAACGCAUUUAGAAGUACAAGCACCCAAAGAUACACGAGUCAUCCUCGUGUAAAGAAGCGGUAAAACUCAGCCGCCUGACACGUUGAUAACCGACGCGAUCUAACAAGCUGAAAUACAACUGGCCAGAGAUAUAGGUAAUAAAAUGUUAACGCGUUCGCAUGUGCGCUCAUCGACGCGAGCUUAAAACCAGCUGCGUAUCGCAGCGUAUACGCAUUCCGUAUUCGGAGUAGUCUUAAACUUCUUCUACUUUUAUAGUGCUGCCUGGCAAAUGGUUAUGCAUAACUUGGUGUAUUGCAGAUACGUAAAAUAAGUAGAGCGUAUAAGCUUAAGAGAGAUGCUCAUUGUUAAGAAAUACGCAGUGACGAUGCUGCCAAGCCAUAAAACACGUCAACUCGCUCCUAACUUCUAUCCACCUCUAUGUUCUUCCUUCCUUCCUUCUUUCCCUCUCUCUUUUUUUUAUGGAUUAAUUUAUUAUUUUAUGUACGUAACGUCUCGUGCAUAUGGCUUACCGUACGCACGAUACGUCCAAUCGACGUUAUUAGUUUGUUGAACAUAGCGCGCGAACUGUAUUUUAUAUAUAUAUAUGUAUUUGUUUACGAGGUUGC
Molecule: messenger RNA, 6098 nt
Organism: Bombus pyrosoma
Lineage: Eukaryota; Metazoa; Arthropoda; Insecta; Hymenoptera; Apidae
Product: proline-rich extensin-like protein EPR1
Exons: 2
Coding region: 221-3409 (1062 amino acids)
Source: RefSeq, a predicted model, not a curated record